AUGGGAUUUAAACAGACAAAAUUUUUGUCCACCAUGAGUAUAUUCGAUAGUCAUAUAGACGCCCACGAGGCGUUGAAGCGGCUACCAUUCACAGAUAGUGCCAUUGAUGAAUCUGUGCCUCUUCGUGGUACCGAAGUGGACGACACAUUGAGUCCGAUUUACCGGAACAAAUUGUUUCCGAAUGAGAUCUACUCGUGUAUUCACCCUGACUUGAACACCCACUACAAACUUUUCCAGAACGCUGCUAAACACUAUAGUGACCAGCCAUGUUUCGGGUAUCGUCGAUACAAUUAUGGAAGUGGAAAUUCUAGCAAUGUCUACGAAUCUUUGACAUACAAGCAAGUGAACGAAAGAAAGACAAACUUGGGUGCCGGUAUCUUGUCGGUGCUCCAGAAUUCACCAUACAAAACGGAAUCUGCUAGCCAUAGAAAGAUCGAUAACCACUAUAGAGACUACCAAAAGUAUGGUCAAACUUUAGACGGAAUCAAGCAAGAAGACAAUUGUUCAUUUAUUGUCUCCAUCUACGCUCCAAAUCGCUAUGAGUGGAUUCUUACCGACUUGGCAUGUUCAGCCUUUUCACUUACGAACACUGCACUUUACGAUACUUUGGGACUGGAAGUAACAAGCUACAUUCUCGAGUCUACUGAAAGUCCCGUGGUGGUGUGCUCUGCUGAUCAGGUGAAACAUUUGUUAACCUUAAAAAAGCUGUCUGGGUUGGCGAGUUUGAUCAGCAUAGUCAGUAUGGACCCGCUAGACGAGUACUUUGGAGCCGAAUUGCCUGGUUUGCGGACCAGAGCAGAAAAGCUCAAAGUAUCGAUUCACAGCAUAAAUGAGGUGGAGAAAAUCGGAAGCUCUUCUGGAUUAAAGGAGCUUCCACCUACACCAAAGACAGUGUAUACGGUAUCUUUCACUUCAGGAACCACAGGUUCGAAACCCAAGGGUGGAGUAUUGACUCAGGGGAACGCUGCUGCCGCUGUGGCAUUUUUAGCCAGCAGAAUAUCUCAGGUCAAAGAUGGAAAGGCAUUCAUAUUUCUUCCUUUGACUCACAUAUACGAGCGGGAAACCAGUGCUUUUGCUUUUACCAGUGGAUACUAUUUAGGGUUUCCUCAGCUUACGGUGAACAAAAAAAAGCCUGCCAGGGAUAGCUUUGAGCUGCUACUAGAGGAUUUGAGAAUCUUCAAGCCAACUUAUAUGUCGCUUGUUCCCAGAGUAUUGACAAGGAUGGAAUCUUUGAUAAAGUCUGCCGUUUUAACAUCUCCCAACUCUAGAAAAAUCACAGAGAUCAUAAAUCACAAACUUGACCAGCAAUCACAGCAUGAUGGUGCCGACGGACGUAACCACGAAAUGGAUGAUUAUGGACCUUAUAGAGCGCUCAGGUCGCUUUUGGGAUUUGAUAACUUGAGAUGGACGAUGACUGCGUCGGCACCUAUUUCACCUACAACAAUCUCUUAUCUUAAAGCCAGCUUGAGCAUUGGGUUAUACCAGUCUUAUGGGCUCACAGAAACCUUUGGUGCCAUUGUCAGCAGCCCAGCUUAUGAGGGUAAACCCGGAUCUUGUGGACCCACUGGAAUAACUGGAGAAUUCCGCAUCAAAAGUGUACCUUCAAUGGGCUAUUCUGUCAAAGAAGGGAAAGGAGAAUUGAUGGUUCGAGGUUCACAAGUGUACUGUGGAUACUAUCGGAAUGAGGAAGAGACCAACAAAGCGCUUGACAAAGACGGUUGGUUUUCAACCGGAGAUGUGGCUCGUAUCGACAGCCAAACUGGCCGAGUGUACAUCAUUGAUAGGGUGAAGAAUUUCUUCAAAAUGGCACAAGGCGAGUAUGUUUCACCGGAAAAGGUUGAAAACGUGUACUUGUCAGCAAACCCGUUACUUGUUCAGCUUUUUGUUCAUGGCAACUCAUUGCAAAGUUAUCUCGUGGGAAUCGUCGGAAUUCAUUACGAGCUUGGAAAGCAGUUUUUAAGGGAAAAAUGUGGAUACAACGUUCAAGGAAAGGAGGAUUUGUUGCAAAAGAUCAAUGAGACAGAAAACCGCAUCAAGUUUUUGAGUUUGAUCAAUGCCAAUGUCGGCGAUAAAGUUGCACGUUAUGAAAAACUUCACAAUUUGCAUAUUGAGUUUGAACCAUUGACAGUGCAACGCAAUGUUGUCACACCAACUUUCAAGAUCAAGAGAGCUGUAGCUUCAGCGUUUUUUGCAAACCACAUAAAGCGCAUGUACGAAACGGAAAAGUCGCUUAUUCAGACUACAAAACCUAAUUUAUAG
Messenger RNA from Meyerozyma guilliermondii ATCC 6260, 2259 nucleotides. It is a transcript of the gene FAA2, whose product is annotated as Faa2p. Gene Ontology annotation, biological process: long-chain fatty acid metabolic process. Gene Ontology annotation, molecular function: long-chain fatty acid-CoA ligase activity. Gene Ontology annotation, cellular component: endoplasmic reticulum; membrane. The transcript has a single exon. NCBI's taxonomy places the organism in Eukaryota, Fungi, Ascomycota, Pichiomycetes, Serinales, Debaryomycetaceae. Bases 1 to 2259 code for a protein of 752 amino acids. The record is from RefSeq and is a predicted model, not a curated record.